Molecule: messenger RNA, 7861 nt
Organism: Cylas formicarius (sweet potato weevil)
Lineage: Eukaryota; Metazoa; Arthropoda; Insecta; Coleoptera; Brentidae
Exons: 13
Coding region: 324-3515 (1063 amino acids)
Cellular component (GO): cell periphery
Source: RefSeq, a predicted model, not a curated record
GAAAGCGUCGGUAUACAGUUCGCGCUUUACACGCGCACCCUUAAGUUCUUGCGAAAGCUGUGUAGCCGGUGAAUGACGAUUUCCGCGUAAUAGACGCCCUUUAUUCGCGAAGUUCUGGAGGAAGCUUUCGAAGCGAAAGUUGUGAUUACGAAAUUGUAUUUUUCGUUAUGUUUUCCGUCGGUGGUUAGAAGAUGGAAAUUUGGAUUGUGAUCGCGGCGAGUAAAAUUCCUGUAUCGACCCUUCAAAUGCAGACCAGCGACGUUUCUUUAAGCGGCAGGCCGGAGGAGGAGAUUGCAAAAUGUUGCGUGAAGUAGUUCGGAAACAUGACAACAUUCGCCAACACGUUUCCAUUGUUCCUGUUGCUGUUUCACCUGACUCAGGCUGUUCACACAGGAAAAGGUAUACCGGAAAUCAACGUUGUCGUACCCCCUUCGCAUAUUGCGCUAAGUGGAGAUCUUAAUAUAAGCAUCGGAUCGUCGUCAUUCUUGCCUCUGGUCGUUCAGUUGUCGAGACUUGAGGGGAAUAAAGCUCAGCCCUUGACGACAUUUCCCGUUUAUCCCGAAGCCGGCGCGCUGAAGAGAAACUUAACGGUGGCUAAAAUACAAUGUGGAUACUUCUCCAAGGGCGGCCAGUAUUAUAUUCAGAUCAAGAGGCAACCUAUAUUGGGAAAAAACUCGACGUCGGACUGGUCUGAUUCGGACGUAAUCGUCCGCAGUCUGGAUGUCCGGUGGCCGAUGCCCCAGCUCUCCCUCACCCCCGAACACGUCCAGACUUAUCCAGAGAGUCCGGUGACGGCCAUAUUGACAUUCCCCGAAGUAGUAUGCCCUCCGGUCGUGGGAACCGCGCCGUCUGCCAUACCGGAAUUUUGGCUAGAGCUCCAUUACUGUGGGCAUUCCCUGCUUACCUGUGAUAAUACCGUGGAUUCCGAGCGGGCCGCCAACAAAACCGACCAUCAGGUGUUGUACUCUGAACAAGUACGCGGAUUGCCUGGACGGAGCGUAUUCAUUUUGAGAUGCGAGCUAUUCGGCAGAGCUGGCCACUACGCCCUGAUGCUGAGACCCACGAACCUGGACCCGGUCCUGCCUCGCACAGCGGCUUACGUGAAGGCGGAAUGGAGCGAGCAGUUUGUCUUCAAUGUUCACGCCCGUUCCAUAUUCCCGUGCGAUCCCCACGGCAAUGGGAUCACAGUUCUCUUUCAAUACCCAUCGUGUAUACUGGCGAUAGGUGAUCGCGUCCGAAUCUACGGCCGAUUGAGGGCGAAUGUUGCCUCUCUGUCGCCACCCACAACCCUGGAAUACAUCACCGAACAGAAGAUUAAUAGGGGCCAGCACAGUUUGCAUUUCGACUGCGAAAUCUUCACCGAACACUACGUCGAGUACUGCUUUGUCUACGUGAGUCAGUCGAUUAGCGGAGCUGUAGAUGAUGUCCGGAUUGAUUGUGUACCUACGUUGCCCGUUACAGACCAGGAGAGCGGUGGUUGGGGACGGUGGAGUGAAUGGACGGCGUGUUCGAGCACCUGCAUUGGAGGAAUCCGAACCCGGUACAGGUUCUGCGAUUCACCACCUCCACGAUACGGGGCAAAAUUCUGCGAGGGUGAUGCCGUGGAAACGGAAAAAUGCGGGGUAGGGCUCGGCUCCGGUUGGGAAUGUUUUUACAGCGGCACCGUAUCCGGAAACGACGUCAUGGCGGCACAAAUGCGCGAAGUAACCGAGGAGGUGUCUCCGUAUUGCAGAUGUGGAUGCGUCGUUCACUUGGGGGAGGCCAAACGCAGAAGAUUUCUGACCGUGUCUUCGCAGAGCUGUCCGGGGAGGACGUUUUGGUUAAUAGAGGCCGACCACGACUCUAUCAUCCAGUUUCGCGUCGAGCAGUUUUAUUUACCUUGCGGCAAUCAGUGGUUGAAAAUAAGAGACGGCAGGUCCCUAUCGGCAAACCUUUUGGCAGACCUCACAGGUGAACCUGGAUCCACACCGUCAGUUAUAAACUCUACGGGGCCGGAUUUGCUCCUCGACUUUUACACGGACGAAGUCACCAUCGGAGGACAGUUGUGCGCUGGUGGAUUCUUAGCGGAAUCGACCCAACUUAAAAAUGACAAGUAUAACAUCACACUGAUCCCAGUCGCUCAGAGCGUCGGGGUUAUACCGGCGGUGGUUUUGAAACUGACGGCCGUUCAUAUAGCCGCAAUAUUUUUCUUGAGUGGUCUCAUCCUCGCCACGGUUUCGCUGGGAACGCAAUAUCUGUUUCGCUACAGGAAAUAUCACAUCGCGCAAGCUGAAGACCAAGAGUCACUAGGUGCUUCCAGCGCGAGUAUACCCCUGACCGCUCGCGCCCAAUCGAAUGCGACCCUCCUAUCCGAGGUGAUAUCGCUGACUAAACUAAGACCUCUGAACAUCAAAGUUGGGACAAGUAAGCACGUGCGCCUCAGAGAGUCGAUGGAUUGCGAUCGGGACCAAGAGGAAGUAACAUUGGCAAAAGAGGAGGAUUCUCUGAGCGCGAGUACUGCCACCCUGACCGCCCAAAACGACACUACAGCAACAACGGCACCGAAUUUGGCGGUUUCGGAGGCGGAUGACGUCACCCCCACGGUCAGCUUGCCUACUUCGCCCCAUCUGAUCGAAUGUUAUCGAUCUAUAAGACGAUCUUCAACCUCAGCGAGUGAAAAAGAUCGAUCUACCGAAAAGGGCGGUCCGCCCAAAGGGCUGCCGAAGGCCGUGUUCAGAAGAGUAGGCGACGUAACCUUAACAAACGUGAGCGAUGAUCUGUGCGGGACGCUGUGCUCUAAGAGUGAUCCGGGUUGCUAUUCCUCGGCGUCGAGUAUGGUGAGUACGGCGACUAUCAGAAGCACCAACGCAAAAGCCACCAAAGACAAACGCAAUCGGGAGAAACUGCUGGCUGGCCCGACCGGAUCGGAAUUUUCCAUAGCUGGGCAAGACACCGAUCUAGAAUUCGAUUAUUACGAUUACAACGUCGUCAACGCUGGCGCAGCUCCCGGAUCAUAUCUGGGAAUGGAUCCGGCUUUCUUGGUUUGGAUCCCGCCGCUGGACGAGUCUGGCGAGAUUCUUCCUCCCGAGGACCAAGAAUACCACGAGCUCGAAGACAUCGCGCCGAAGGUUUACAUCGAUCCUGGUAGUAACAAGGAGUCGCCGGAAGAAGAGUCGUUACUUCCCAAAUCUAGAACUGUUAACGAGGCGAAAACCAAAGUGGUAUACCCUUUGGUGCAUGGUACCAAGAGAAACCGCGAGGUGAUCGACAACAGAUACUUGAACGAGGCGGAGCCUUUGGUGAACAACAAGAUCGUCGAGAUACAGCUGCACGAGUUUCCGAAAAAAUUGCGGACGCAGAAAUUGUCCAAGAUGGACAUGGAGAAGGAGACGGAGGUGCAAAAAUCACCGAGCAUUGACGAGGAUGAAAUUCGAUUUGCAGACGACGACGACGAGGACGACUUAGACUUGAACGAAAUGCAGUGCAAUAAUGAAAACGUGUCAUAUCAAGAUUCAAAUGUUUUAUCUUCCAGUUAAGACUGAUUUUUGUUGCUUGGGGUAAUCGCUUGGAAUGAAGCGGGAUGCAUUUGAUAAUUCUAUAGUGAAAAGUAUCGCCGCAAGGCCCGUGUGAAAUUGAACCAUCCCAAUAUAGUCUCUCCAGAGUUAAAAAAGAGUAAAGAAGAUAUAAUUGCGCUGCCGAAUAAUGUUGCCAUUAAUAAUCCCUAAGUGGCUGGUUAUUUUUUGUGUGGUAAGAAUAAUGAGUCGGUAUCGUUUGCAAUAAGGAAUCUGUUAAAUUAACAAUAUCUUAUAGCUCUUUUAUAGAAAUGAGGUGACUAUAAAGCUUUAGAAUUUGUUUAAUUGCCCACCAAACAUCAUUAUCGUAGGAUCCGAUGUAUUUCUGCAAUCAAUAUUUGGUUGGUUUAGUAGAACUUUACAAUACCAGACAAAACAGUAAUUUAUUAUUCCUCAUAAUAACAUAGCAUAAAAAAGUAUUAACAUUAAUAAUUUGUUUGAAUUUUUUAUUGAGACUUACUAAAUGUCUUCAAUAUUACAUCUCUUGGAAAAUAUUUGAAUUUGGUUGAUUAACCAAGAAGCACCAUAAUAUGUUUCUGUGACAUACAUAACACUUGAAUUUGAUACUUAAUCAUAAAAAUUAUCAAAUUCCAACUGAGCAACCAAAUUGCAGUUUUCUGGGUAAUUUUCCAUGUUAGUUGAAUUAAUAAACAUAUUCACGUUUUAACUUCCUUAAAUAGAAACAAAAUCUUAUUUUUGAACGAAAAUAUAUGAAAAAUACUGUAACCAAAAUCGUAUCAUCAUGGUAACAAUGAACAUUCGAAUUGAAAGCAAAAAAAUACUACUAGAGCUGAAUUAUUUUAGUUUUAAAAUAGCGCUCAUUGUGUGCAAUAGUGAUAGAUUUGCGAAAAUAAAAACUGACACAUAGAGGUGACUCAUAUCAAGUUUCCGACUUAUUACAAAAUUCAUAGUGUUAUGUCUUUAUAAUUGCCUAUUGAUUUCUAUUAUUCUCUUUUCAAAACAAAAAGUAAUUAACUAAAAAUCGCUAUUUUUUGAUAUGCGCCAUUAUUGCACUCAGUGAGCGAUAUGUGUUUUUUAUUAAAUCUCUUUUCAUUAUAUUAACAUUAUUCUGUAAUCGUGGACCACUAGGAUAUCAAAAACGGCCAGAGAUUCAGAAUAUAAAGGUCGAGUCGUUAUAAACCGUGUGCGAGAUCUUAAUAUAGCAUCUAAAUAUGGUACAGCACUGCAUAUAAUAAUAAUAAUAUAAGUAAUAAAUAAAUUAUAAAUAAUUAUCCGCAAAAAGGGACUAAAGGCAAUUCAGAACUGGUCAAAGUUCAGCCCCAAAAUUGUGUAUAAUCGGAAAAACAAGAAAAGAUGUCCGCAAAAUUAUAUGUCUAGAAAUAAAAGCUAAGUUUAAUUAUACUAAGAUUAGAUUUUGAAUGAACAAGGGAAGUGAUAGAGAAAAAGAAAAUAUAAAACACAACUUCAGAAUUUAUUUUAUAAUUUAUGGAUAGCGCUAUAUUAGCGGCCGUGGUUAAACGUUUCAAGGUAGAGUUCUCCAAACAAUAUAACGUUUUUACGGCAUAAUCCGGUAUUUAACUUUGGUAAAUUUUUAUGAAGAUCUAACAGCAGGCCUACCUCACUUGAGUAACCCUCAAUCAAUAGAUUCGCAAUUCCACAAUAACAUUCCAGAACCGUACUUCGAUACUUCGUGUAUGCAAAUGGUGAAAGCUCACGGAUUUGUGUAGAGCUUCAUAGGUCAGAUUCCGCGAUUAUCAUUAGUCCAUGCAGUGAAAAAUCCGUUCUUACUACAAAAGGUUUAUUAUGAAUAUGAAUGACGUAGUAAAUUUAACUAUAAAAGAAUGUUGGAAUAUUUAUUAAAAAAAAAAGUUAUUCUUCAUCAAAACUUAAAAACAGAUAUUUUUCUAAUUCACUUCUAAUUAAAUCUAUUGCUCCAAAACUAAAUUUGGGCGAAGUGUUGUUUCUUCUUGAACUGGGUUUCAGCUCUCCCCCGUAUCAGUUCCAUCGAAUUAACAAUUAACAAUUAACGGACAACUUUGAAUUCCCGCUCCAUGGCUGUCGUGGUACUCAACCUUUACUUCUUUGACAUCUUAUGCAGAAAGGCACAAAGCGUUGUCUACCCAACCAGCUUCAGAACCUGCACAUAGUAUGAUAAUUCGUUUGCCCCUCGAAAAUUUGUUGCUGUUACCGUUAGUUGAUACUUUCUUGACUGUAUCGUGGCUACCAAACCAGGUCUCAUCUAAAUAUAUGAUGAGGACAUUCUUAGCACCAUUUUCUUGAAUUUCUCUCAAAUCUCUUGUCAUCCACUCCGAAAUUCUUCUGUUUUGUAAUAAAAACCAAUUCUUCUUGCAAACGUAGUCAAAGUCUGUCGGCAACAGUCAAUGCUCAAAACACUACGCAACUCUUCAUGUAAAAUUUUAAUUGUUAAAGCGAUCUUCUUUUGAUAUGCAUCAUAUAUCAACCGUCUCACUAUCCCGGCAUGGUGCAUGUCAAGUAGACUUUUUGGGACUCCACGAUCUUUCCGCAUUUUACUUUCUUGGACACCAUUCACAACUAUGUCACAUAAUGUGGCAUACGGUGUUUUAGUCAUCUCGGACUUUAAUUUUAUGGCUCCACCUUCCUCGAAUAUCGAUUCCAGAAACACAAACAUUUAAAAUUGUAAUUUUAGCAGCAAUCGGAAAAUGUGUUCUAGUCUUUGAUCCAUUUCGAUUAUUACGUCAUCGAACACAAUCUCAACUUCUUCGUCGCUGGACAUCGCAUGUGACUAACAAAAUUGAAUAAUGUUGGUAUUUGGUAAGAAACUAAUUGUAGUAAAAUGUAUAUGGUACCUCAAUAAAAGUGGCACACUGAGUCUUGAAAAAGAAUUGAAUUGAAUUGAACAGUAACAAAUUACAGGCACAAGACGGAACAGAAAUAACUACAAAGCUUCGACGGCUAAUAAAAUACAUAAAACUGACGGUAUACUCCGAUUACACCAAUCUCCACAAAUCAACCAAUAACAAAUUGGGAAAACGUCCAUUAUACAUCAAUUAUCUAUAUAAGAUUUUGUAUUACUUUCCUAGGAAAAUAUUUUAGAGCAAUUAUGUUAAACCAUUAAAUUGGAUAUCUAAAGUGUUUUUAAUAUGGGAGAUCCACUUAUUUAAUGGCAAACUGAACUUGAAAAUGAGCCACCUCAUAUAGAGUCUGUUUAGGAAGACUUGCAAAAAGCACACUAAUAUGAGUUAAUAUAACAGUUUAAUGAAAGAAAAUUUCCCUUCCCUGAAAAUAUAGCGUUACGAACGGCACAGUUCUUUUUCGGCUAACAUCUUAAAUACGGCCCUGGCUUGUGGUACACGUGCUGAAGAGAAUGGUCCCUUUACAACAGGAGUGUCUUAAACUCAAAACCAUAAAAAGUUGAAAAACGGUAUAUCGUUUGAAGAACUCUAAUAAAUCACUUUUCGACAUUUAGACUUCCGAUUUCGACAAAAUUGCGAUCGAGUUGGGCCAAAACUCUAGGUACUUGAUUUAUAGCGGUGCAUCCCGCCGAUGUCGGGCAAUAUUUUGCCGGAAAAAAUUGUUGGGCUACACAGUAGGUAUCCUGUUGGCCAUAAAUAAACAAACACGAUCAAAAAAAUAACUCAGGAUUGUGGAUACUUUCUAGUAUGUAAGCGUAAUAUGAAUGAGACUGAAUGUUGGUUACAUUUUAAGAUACUAGUCACUAUUUCUAGUCACCGCUUGUGGGAAGAGUACUAUAUUUGUGAAUAAAUUAACUAAGGUUUAGAUUAGAUGUUAGAUGCCUACUCUGUUGUUUUAAAAUUUAUAUUUUCGAGGAUUAGAAAUUGUUCGUCAAAGAUGUAUCAUUACUAUUUUUCGGUAACUGUAUAGAGCUGCGAACAUUUCGACAGCAAACGGCACCAAUUUUGAUUUUAAUAAUUAAAUAUUUACGUUUUAAAUACUAUAAAGUACUGUCAUAAGAAAUCGCUCACUUAAUUUGUUCGUGCCAAAUAAGAAAGGCAAGCGGCUGUAUGACAUUCCCAAGAAAAGAUGUGGGAUAUAGACCCGAUUGCCUCCCUUAUUAAUUGGCCGCUCUGUAUAGUGCCCAACUUCUGUCGUGCUUUGAAUUAAAAGAAGUAAUAUUUGCUGUACGUUACAUAUGCUAGUAAGCUUCAGAUUAGUUGGCUUACGCAAAUUGUUUCAUGUUUUCUGUGCCCGUUGCGUUCUAGAGAGGACAAAUAGAGAUUUUAAUAAACAAAUUGGUUUUUAUAAGGAAGAUUUGAUUUUUACAUGCCCUCUUUAGAUGCUCGUUUAUAACGGAACGUACGAAACGGGAACCUUUUUGUUGAAGAUGUUUAAGGAGGAAUAAAUUUAAU